This is a messenger RNA of Naegleria lovaniensis, 366 nucleotides long. RefSeq lists its product as uncharacterized. NCBI's taxonomy places the organism in Eukaryota, Heterolobosea, Eutetramitea, Acrasida, Naegleriidae. Bases 1 to 366 code for a protein of 121 amino acids. The record is from RefSeq and is a predicted model, not a curated record. The transcript has a single exon.
AUGUAUCAUGCAGGCAUGGAUCAAAUUGUAGACGUGAAAAUUGAAUUAGGGCCGUGGGUAUGGGAUAGUGUACAACGUUGGAUGAGUUUAUUUUUAGAAGACAAAGAAUGUUCUCGUUGUCAUCAUCCCAAAUCAGAGUUUGCAAACAUUCCUAAAAAUGUAUUAAAUCCAAACGAACAAAAUGACUACCCAAACAGAAACGUAGAUGAGGCAAUACAAAUUUAUGACAACAUUGAAAAUCUCAACUCAAACGAAUGUAAGGGAAUGCGUCCUACAUGGGAACAGGUUUUGGAAAUGAAAGAUUCUCAAAUGGAUGAUAAAUCAAGAAAUAACAAAAUUAGAGAGCUAGGACAAAGAACUUCGUAA